ACAGGUCCGAGGCAGAUGCAGAGCUCUCUCUCCGGCAUUCCUCUCGGAGAGGCGACGCUGAUCGGACCCUGAUCUUUCCCCCGGGUGUGUGUGUUUCCUCUGCCCGAGCCGCGGUGAGAUGUUGGCGGAGAAGAUGCUGCUGUCCCCGUGGGAGCGCUGGUCCUCCACCAGCUGCUGCCUGUGCUGCCAUGUCCGCACAGGGACCAUCAUCCUGGGGGUCUGGUAUAUGCUCAUCAAUGCCGUGGUGCUGCUCAUCCUGCUCACCGCCCUCAGUGAUCCUGAGCAGUACCACCUGACCAGCGCCGAGUUGGCCAAUGACCUAGAUGUCAUGGAUGAUGCCAACAUGUGCAUCGCCUCUGCCAUCUCCCUGCUGAUGAUACUGAUAUGUGGGAUGGCCACGUAUGGUGCAUACAAGCUGCGUGCUGCCUGGAUAAUUCCCUUCUUCUGCUACCAAAUAUUUGACUUUGCCAUGAACACGCUGGUGGCUGUGAGCAUCGUGGUUUACCCCAACACCAUCCAGGAUUACCUGCAGCAGCUGCCUGAUAACUUCCCCUACAAGGAGGAGAUCUCCGGCCUCAGCAACGCGUGGCUGGUCCUCAUCGUGCUGCUCUUCAUCGGCUGCAUUCUGGGCUUCAAGGCAUAUCUGAUCGCGUGCGUGUGGAACUGCUACAGAUACGUGAGCGGCCGGGGCGGCUCUGAGAUCCUGCUGUACGUCACCACCAACGACACCACUGUACUGCUGCCUCCCAUUGAUGACAACGUGAGCGUCCCUCCCAAGAAGGCUCUGCCCCCCUACACCUCUGCAACAGCAUGAACACGUUUCCAGGAUCCUGUUUUUUUGGAUUCUGCUGUUUUUAAACCCCAGAGAAGAGUUAUGCACCACACUGCCUCUCCAGUAAACGGUACAUUCAUGGAUAUAUUGUAGCUACACACGACACUGCCCUUGUACAAAAGCGUGCAUCACACACACACACACACACACACACACACACACACACACACACACACACACACACACACACACACACACACACACACACACACACACACACACACACACACAAGCUCUCAUCCAUUCCCUUCAUCUCUGAUGAACUCAGUUUCCUGUAAGGUAUCUCUCUUAGUAUAACUUCAUAAAUGAUGUGCAUCUUUAUGCAUUUUAGUCUUUGGUGAAACAUCAUAUAAAAAGCUCUAGAAAGUUUGAUAGACAAUAUAUAUUUUUAUUAACUUCUACAUCCUGUGAUGAUGUUCUAGACGGCGUAGACAUGUUUAUCUGAAUGAGUGAGUGUUUCCUUGUGGUCUCGUCUCUGCUCACGAUCAGGCUCGGAUCGCCUUCGUUUUUAAACUCUCUCUCUACCGGGGUGCGCUUUAUAGGCUCACGUAUGAAGCCUCACCUUCACUCAAAGUUUCCCAAAGAGACGCACCUGCCUGUGUUCUGACGUGAUGGAGGAGCAACCUAGUGUAUAUCAAACAUAUCACCCUCUUUUUACUCUUUUAUUCUCCUGCAAACAGGUGUGUUGUAUU
Messenger RNA from Cololabis saira (Pacific saury), 1524 nucleotides. RefSeq names its product lysosomal-associated transmembrane protein 4B-like. Gene Ontology annotation, cellular component: lysosomal membrane. NCBI's taxonomy places the organism in Eukaryota, Metazoa, Chordata, Actinopteri, Beloniformes, Belonidae. The coding region runs from base 119 to 814 and encodes 231 amino acids. The record is from RefSeq and is a predicted model, not a curated record. The transcript is spliced from 7 exons.